AUGUCGGCACCCAUCACAUCCCACACGUUCACCGCACCCACCAGCGCAAAACCAUACACCUACCUCACGGCCGGCCCCUCCGAUGGGCCCCUUGUCAUCCUUCUCCACGGCUGGCCGGCGGUGGCCCUGACAUGGAAGCCGCAGCUGCUGUCCUUGUCGAGCUUGGGCUUCUACUGCGUCGCGCCCGACAUGCCCGGGUACGGGGGCACGUGGACGAGCGACGACCCGAGCGAGUUUGCGCUGGAGAAGCUCGUGCCGGAUCUGCUGGAGCUGCUGAAGUCCCUGGGCCGCCAGGACGCCCUCUGGAUCGGCCACGACUGGGGCUGCGGACCGCUGUACGCCCUGGCGAGCCACCACCCGGAGGCAUGCCGCGCGAUCGUGGGCAUCUCGGUGCCGUACCGCACGCUCGAGCUGGGCCUCCCCACGCUGCUCGACCUGAUCGACCGCGACCUGUACCCGGAAAGCGAGUUCCCCUGGGGCCAGUGGGACUACCAGGUCUUUUACGAGCGGGACCCCAAGGCCAUCGACCGACAAUUCGAGUCCAACCCGGCCAAGAACCUGAAGCUCGUCUAUUCCCGAGGCAGCGCCCAGAACGCCCGGGGCAUCGCCCGCACCGCCCAGGUGACCAAGCACAAGGGCUGGUUCGGCGGACCCGACGCGCCGACCCCAGACCUGCCCCUCGACAAGACGGUGCUGGACCAAGAAAUCUACGACGCCCUGGUCGCCGGCGUGCAACGGAACGGCUGGAAGGGCGCCACGGCCUGGUACCUCAACCACGCCGCCAACCGCAAGUACACGCUCGAGAAGAGCGUGGACCAGGGCGUCCUGAAAAUGCCCGUCCUCUUUGUCCACACCGAGUACGACGCCGUCUGCCAGACCGCCCACAAUCCAAAGCUCGUCCAGGCCAUGAGAGACCACUGCCGCGAUCUGACCGAGUUCGUCAUCCAGGCUGGCCACUGGGGCAAUCUCGAGUGUCCCGAGGAAGUCAAUUCGGGCAUCGCCAGUUGGGUCCUGAAAAGCGUCCGGGACUGGUGGCCUGGGCCGGAGCUGAAGAGUCGGCUAUAA
Molecule: messenger RNA, 1065 nt
Organism: Fonsecaea multimorphosa CBS 102226
Lineage: Eukaryota; Fungi; Ascomycota; Eurotiomycetes; Chaetothyriales; Herpotrichiellaceae
Exons: 1
Coding region: 1-1065 (354 amino acids)
Molecular function (GO): hydrolase activity
Source: RefSeq, a predicted model, not a curated record